Messenger RNA from Gavialis gangeticus (Gharial), 3915 nucleotides. It is a transcript of the gene THAP9, whose product is annotated as THAP domain containing 9. The transcript is spliced from 5 exons. Bases 15 to 2711 code for a protein of 898 amino acids. NCBI's taxonomy places the organism in Eukaryota, Metazoa, Chordata, Crocodylia, Gavialidae. The record is from RefSeq and is a predicted model, not a curated record.
GGCGCCCGUGGGUCAUGACUCGCAGCUGCUCCGCUCUGGGCUGCAGUGCGCGGGACAACGGGUGGAGCCGGGAGCGGGGCAUCUCCUUCCACCAGUUUCCCAUUGAUGCCAUACAGCGUAAUAAAUGGAUCCAUGCUGUUAAUCGAGCAGACCCUAAAAGCAAAAAGGUUUGGAUUCCAGGGCCUGGAGCCAUCUUGUGUUCCAAACAUUUUACAGAAACAGACUUUGAAUCAUAUGGCAUGAGAAGAAAAUUACGGAAAGGAACUGUGCCUUCUCUUUUUCAAUACAAGGAAUCUCCGAGUACACGCCCUAGAAACAGAACAUCUAAGAAAGCAUUAAAGCAGCCACUGUUAACCCAUAUCCCUGAUAAGGAGGCCAUUACCGAAGACCACAACUACAGUUUAAAGGGUGUGACAGCUGCUGAGCAACAGACAGAGACAAAAGAAAUAUUACAGUCACCCACAAGAAAAUGCCUUGCAACACAAAGGGGCCUCCCACACCAAAAAGGAAAUGUAAUCAAUGUCAUCAAUGAGCUGGCAGAGAAGCAGCUGCUGUCUGAAGAAGCUGCAAAUUUGCUGAAAGCACAAUUUUCAGAUUUGCCAUGGGGAUUGCCUGGCUGGAGACAGAUGGCAAAAUACUCCGCAGAAAUGCGGCAGUUCGCCUGCACACUCCACAUCUACAGCAGUAAAGCCUACGAUUAUCUAAGAAAGAUUUUUCCCUUGCCUCAUCCUUCCAGUUUAACAACUUGGUUGUCUAGUGAUGAUGCUAAUCCAGGCUUCAGCAAUAGCAUCUUUUCUUGCCUGCAGCAAAAAGUGGAGAAGGGUGAACAGGCCUAUCAAUACUGUUCCCUGCUAGUAGAUGGUUUGGCUCUUAGGAAACAGUUGGAUUGGGACCCCAGGAUUCAACAUUUGACUGGGUUUAUGGAUCUGGGGGUAGGAGUACUAGAUGCUGAUGAAGCACCGCAGGCCUCUGAAGCUAUAGUCUUAAUGGCAGUAGGGGUUCUUGGUCGCUGGACAGCUCCUUUGGGUUAUUUCUUUGUAAAUGGAGCCACUGGCCAUAUGCUAGCUCAACUGCUGCAUCAGGCUAUCAACAAGCUGAGCAAUAUCGGUAUUGUGGUUCUCUCUGUGACUUCUGCUGCCAGUGCUCAUGGCAUGGAGACAGCAAAGGCACUGGGUGUGCGCAUGGAUGUUGACAAUAUGCAGUGCACUUUUCAGCACCCUCACAGCUCCACUCAUCAGAUCGCCUACUUCUUUGACACUUGCCACCUGCUGCAGCUAAUAAGGAAUGCAUUUCAGUGCUUUCACAGGAUAGAGCACACCUGUGAAACAGCCCACUGGCAGCAUAUAGUGGACCUAGCGGCUCUGCAGGAGAAGAGAUUAUUACGCACCAGCAGCAGCUGCUUGUUGGGCUCACUCACAAACAGGGAGAGCUGUUACUUGAAAGUGAACUAUGCUGCACAGCUGUUCAGUGAUGGUGUUGCGAGCGCACUGCAGUGGCUCCAGCUGUCUGGCCUGUCUUCAUUUCAGAAUUGUAAAGGUACCAUCAGACUUGUGCGCUUGGUGAGCAGUCUCUCUGACAUUUUUCAUGUCAGAAGCCCUUAUGGGAAAGGAUUGAAAGGGCCUUUGUCACCCAAAAAUUAUGCCAAGAUCAAUUGCCUCUUAACUGAGGCCAAGAGCAUCUUUGUCACAUUAACUGAUGCUACAGGGAGAUGUGUUCUGAAAAGCAAACGGAAAUUAGGAUUUCUGGGCUUCCUGCUUAAUGCUGAAAGCUUAAAAUGGCUUUAUGUCAACUACAUAUUGCCAGAGAGCACAGCAUUCUGCUACCUCCUAACUCAUGCAUUCAGCCUAGACCACCUGGAACAGUUCCUUGGGACUCUCAAGCAAGCAUGUGCAGGUAGCAAUAAUCCUACAUGCACCAUGUUCCAGGCUGCUUAUUGUCAGCUGCUGACCAGUGAUAGUUUGAUGCGAGGAUCCCAGGAGAAUAACUUAGUAGGUGAUACAAGCACUUUAGAUGCUUCUCUUCUUCGCAGGAAAAACUUAACACUUCACAAGACAUUUUCUCAAUUGAAUCUGGGUGGGACAGAGAGUACAUCAAUGGAUUACAUGUACUCUGCUGGCCUUGUUUCCUUGUAUUCCCCACUGAGCAAUGUGUUGAUAGAUCUGUCGCUGUAUGAAGAAAGCAUCACUGGCACUGCUGGCUUUGUCGCUGAGAAGUUAGCCGCUCUUAAAAAAUGCGAAGCUUGCUUUGCUUCUCUUUUUGAGUUGGAUCAUGAAAUCCUAAACUGCGGUUCUCUGUUAUGCAUAAAAAAGAUGGGUGGCUUGAGUUUGCCUUCAGAGAGUAUGCGUCAGAUUGUCAGUACUGCUGAGCAAGUCCUGAGGACACAUGUGAGAAUGGUAGAAUCUAGCUUAAACCCAAAACAAAGGGAUUUGUAUCUAGAACAGAAAAUUUUACAUGAGCUUUCAGGACACACUCCCUUCUUCCCCAGCUUAACUGAUCAUCUGUGGGAUGGGGAAUUGCAUGUUGUCAAUCACUACACAGUCCUGUUAAGGGAAAUAGUACAAUGUUAUUUACAUAUCAAAGCUGAACUUGCAAAAACAUGGGGUUUGGAAUACUGUUCUGGAAGGCAUGGAUUGAAGAGAUUGCCUAAGAGAGUUUCAUGUUCAUCCUCAUUAAAGACUUAUAAAUCUAUUCAAAUCUUACCUGUGCCAUAAUGACUCAUUCAUUUGUUACAUGUUAACAGAUCUCCCCUUGAGUAAUGUUUAGAUAAGGUGCUCUGUACAGUUCAGCUAUCAGAGAACUGAGAUGGUGCUUUCCAUUCAAUAUCUCAGUAGAAUUGUCUCUGGAUGGUUAAUAAAGGGAGUCCAACAAGGACAGGCAAUCUUGUGUUAGAAAUGGAAAGCAGUUUGAUUUUUAUCCUGCGUUCCCAUUUAAAAGUACUGCAAAGCUACUGCGAAAUACAGAAGAUGGCAGGCCUUGAUUUUGUUGGCAAUUGGAAAUGCACAUUGAGCUGCAGUUAGUUGCUACCACUCCCCUCUACUGCCAGCUUCUUGGGCCCAGGGGGAUGACAUCAUCCUGUGGUCAGAGGGGGUUGAACACCCCUGAUAUAAAUCACUCUAUGCUUGCCUCAGGCAGUGGUCAGUGAACAAGUUCCCUUUAGUUACUUUAAUAACACAUAUGAGAAGAGAUCUUGAUUUUAGGUACCUCAGUAGGAAUAAGAGAACUUUGUGGUGAGCAGUAAAACUAAAUGGGAAAGGACUGGGGGCAGAAAAGCUGUCAUGGAGCUAGACAUGGGUAGAGUGAGUGCUUUUACAUGUUUGUCUGUGUAAAUCUAUAUCAUCCUAUACAGAAAGUGGGAAGUCACUUGGUUAAUAGUUACAGGUGUGUUUGACCCUGCCACGCAGAGCUUGCAGUAUGAAGACAGGUACAGCAGAAAACCUACUGGAAAGUAAUACUUGAGAAAUUUUUGCUUUAUAGUUCCCCCCAGCCCUAAAAAGUGCAUUGAAGGUAGUGCAGAUGGUUUGACAGCCAGGGUCCCGAUUUGCAGAUUUCAUGAAAGAUGCAAAGGAAAGGGUGAGCUGGAAGAUUGGUCUGCACAGAAGGGGAGCAGAAGAUUAAAUGGAGGGAAUGUUGGACAAAGAAGGGACAAGAUAAGAUCAUAGGUGCACUAUCAGCUGACUCUGCAAGAUGGUGAAAGGCAAUUGAGUACCUAAGGUGGAGUAGCUCAUUUGGAAGAAGCUAUGCACAGUAACCGGGACUUGAGAAAGCAGUGUAUAGGCUAUCAUAUGCAUGCAAUGCCAUGUAUAACAGCCUCCUGCCCUGGAUGAGAUACUUCAGUUGGUUUACCUGUGUACUAAAGUAACCUUGGACAGCAAAUGUUAUCAAAUACACAAAAUAAUAAAAAGCACCUUACUUUUU